CCUCACCAUGGCGUUGACUUGCUGCACCGCGCGUCCGAAGUUGGUAGCCUGGAAGCCGGUGGUGCCGAAGGCCUCCAGAAAUGUCCAGCAAAGUGGCCACUGGAAGUGACAUCGGACAGGCCCGCCGGGCGGUAGAGCAACUGCGGAUGGAGGCGGGCAUCAACCGCAUACAGGUGUCCAAGGCAGCCACAGAUUUGCUGCAGUUCUGCACAGAGCAAGCCAAGAGCGACCCUUUCCUUGUGGGCAUCCCAGCUGCCACCAACCCUUUCAAGGAAAAGAAGCCCUGUGCUAUCUUAUGAACCCAUAAUAAUGCUACUGCCCCAUGACCCUGGAUACCACAGGAAGAAGGGCCUCAAUAAACAUGAUUGCUCCUGUGUUACAA
Peromyscus leucopus (white-footed mouse) is the source of this 382-nucleotide messenger RNA. RefSeq names its product G protein subunit gamma 14 (gene Gng14). Gene Ontology annotation, cellular component: heterotrimeric G-protein complex. The transcript is spliced from 3 exons. The record is from RefSeq and is a predicted model, not a curated record. Gene Ontology annotation, biological process: G protein-coupled receptor signaling pathway. The coding region runs from base 81 to 299 and encodes 72 amino acids. Lineage: Eukaryota; Metazoa; Chordata; Mammalia; Rodentia; Cricetidae. Gene Ontology annotation, molecular function: G-protein beta-subunit binding.